Messenger RNA from Humulus lupulus (European hop), 2615 nucleotides. RefSeq names its product putative disease resistance RPP13-like protein 1. The transcript has a single exon. Lineage: Eukaryota; Viridiplantae; Streptophyta; Magnoliopsida; Rosales; Cannabaceae. The record is from RefSeq and is a predicted model, not a curated record. The annotation marks the transcript as partial. Gene Ontology annotation, biological process: defense response to other organism. Gene Ontology annotation, molecular function: ADP binding.
AAUACUGGACUGAAACAUGGCUGCUGAACUUGUGAUCGGGUCUUUUCUCUCUGCUUCUUUUGAUUUUUUUGCUGGACAAGAUUACUUCUCCUUAUGUUGAGGAGUUCUUCUUCAAGGGAAAUCAAAGUAGUGUUUCUGAGAGGCUUUUCAAGUUGAAGUCAACGUUCAACUGUCUCGCCGCUGUUUGUUUCGAGGUGGAGAACAAGAGAAUCAAAAACCCUGCUGUGGAGAAGUGGCUGGACGAUCUUCUCGACGCUGUGGAUGAUGCUGAGGACUUCUUUGGCGAUGUUGAAUAUGAUGCUAUGAGACCUAAGAAAGUUGAGUCAAGCAGCAAAGUGAGAAGAAAGACAAGUAAGUUACUUUCUCGUUUCUCCAAACCCUUUAACUCAGCUGAUAGUAAAAGGAACACCAGUAUGGAAAAGAUUCUAGGGAGAUUGGAGUACUUAGCAAAUCAAAUUGCAAACAUGAACAUAGAAAAGAAUGUUGUUGAGGUGAAACCAUCAGAAAUGUUGUUUGUUAAGACUUCACUGCCGGAUGAACCUGAAGUUUAUGGUAGAAAGAAUGACAAGGUUGCUUUAAUGAAGUCUUUGAUAUCAGAUGAUGUAGGCAGUGAUCAAAAGAUAUAUGAUGUCAUGCCCAUAGUGGGAAUGGGUGGGAUUGGAAAAACUACCCUUGCUCAAACCCUUUUCAAUGAUGAAGAAGUGACGAAGAUGUUUGAACCUAAGGUCUGGGUGUACGUUUCUGAUAAAUUUGACGCCAUGGCUGUGACAGAAACCAUUCUUCAACAAGUGGCUUCGGGUGAUGAUGUUCGCAAUGGCAUGGAUUUGAAUUCGCUUCAAGUUAACUUGGCGAAGAAGUUAAUGGGAAAAAAGUUUUUGAUUGUUCUAGACGAUGCUUGGGAGGAUGAUUAUGUUCAGUGGAAGGAAGUGAUGAAGCCUUUCAAGGAUGGAGCCAAAGGCAGCAAAAUAGUAGUAACCACAAGAAACAAAACAGUUGCAGAUAGCAUUGGAACUGUUGAUCCACACUACCUUAAAGAAUUAUCAAAAGAUGAGUGUUGGGAACUGUUUGCGAAACACGCCUCUCGUGGAAAUCUUGAUAUGUUUAUUGAGAAUCCAAAACUAGAAAGUAUCGGCAGAGAAGUUGUUAAGAAAUGUAAUGGCUUGCCUUUAGCUGCUAAAGUUCUAGGAGGGCUCUUGAGAUCGAUGUUGGAUGCUGAGAGAUGGGAACAAAUAGCAAAGAGUAAUAUUUGGGAGCUGACAGAUAAAAGGAGCAAGGUUCUUCCUGCAGCUUUAGAAGUGAGCUACCACUAUCUUCCUGCACACUUGAAAAAGUGUUUUGCUUAUUGUUCAAUAUUCCCAAAAGGCUAUGAAUUUCAAAGACAGGAACUAGUCUUAAUAUGGAUGGCAGAAAAUCUUGCGAUGCAUUCGGAGGGGAGUAAGAGAAUGGAAGAAGUUGGUGAUGAGUAUUUUGAUGAAUUAAUAUCUAUGUCGUUUUUUCAACCGAGGACCGAUUACUAUAAUAAGCCGUAUUUUGUUAUGCAUGACCUUAUAGUUGAUUUGGCUAGAGUUGUUUCUGGAAAAUAUUGUUAUUUGUUGGAGCAUAUUGAAGAUAUUGAUAAGUUUGAGAAGAAGACUCGUCGCCUUGGAUGUGCCACGGAAGUCCUUUGUUAUGGUGAUAAGAUAUAUACUUAUGAUUUUAAAGCUACUCGUUUGCGAACCCUUUUGUCAGUAAGAUCUGGUUUUGGUUUUGGUUUUGGUGAUUCGUUGGUUCCUAAGGAAGUAGUGCACGAUUUGCUGCCGAAGUUGAAGUGUUUGAAAGUUUUAUCUUUUCGUGGUUGUGGUAUCACUGAUUUGGCUGAUUCAAUCGGUGAUCUAAAAUAUCUUCGCUAUUUAGACCUUUCUGGCACCGACAUUGUGAUGUUGCCCGAAUCUGUAACUGUAUUGUACAAUUUACAGACAUUGAAAUUAGAAAAUUGUUAUCGACUUCAAACUCUGCCUAAAGAUAUGUAUCAUCUCAUUAAUUUGAGACAUCUUAUUUUCAGCAACGCUCGGCUAGUAGAGAUGCCAAGUCAAAUAAGUAAAUUGACGAAACUCCAAAUGUUGACAACAUUCCUUGUGGGAAAGGAUAGUGGUGCUAAAAUAGAAGAGUUGGCAAAACUUUCAAGUCUACGCGGAGAACUUUCCAUUCAGAAGUUAGAAAAUGUGGCCAAUAUUACCAAAGCAUCGGAUCAAGUCAAUGUACUAGAUAAGAAGCUACUUGAGAUAUUGAGUUUGGAAUGGACUGCUGGUGAUGAUGAUGUUGAUGAUGAUGAUGUUGUUGUUGAUCCAAGGCAUGGAGAGAGUGUGCUUGAAAUGCUUUCAUCUAACACAACGUUGAAGCAGAUCAAGAUUCUUAGUUACCCUGGCACAAAAUUUCCAAAUUGGAUUGGUGGUGAUUCGUUCGACAACAUUGUUGACAUAAAGCUUAAAAGGUGUCGGCAUUGCUCCAGUUUACCACCACUGGGGCAACUGCCUUCACUAAAAAUUCUUCACAUUUCAAGUUUUCAUUCAGUAACGACUGUGGGUGCUGAUUUUUACGGGAACAGUUCUGCGAAGAAGCCAUUUUCAUCAUUGGAA